Molecule: messenger RNA, 1128 nt
Organism: Cladocopium goreaui
Lineage: Eukaryota; Dinophyceae; Suessiales; Symbiodiniaceae
Source: the annotation of a GenBank genome assembly
AUGGCUGGCUUGUCGUCCAUGCUUUCGCGCGGCAUAUCUCGACGCCAACUUUCCUCGCUGCAGAACCAAUGCGAGGCGCUCGAGCGUGGCAUCGAAGAGGCUCAAGCGAAGAGACUGAGGUGUUGGACGUGCGCGGAACGGCAACGCUCAGAGGCAGCUGAAAUGGAACUUUGCCUCCAACGCUUUCCGCCGAUCGCCACCACGUCCGUGGAACCGCCGCUCGCUGCGACGCGGCAGCGCUGCGAGGCGCUGACGACGGAGGCGGCGAUGGAAAGCGCAUUCUUGGACGAGGCGCGGAUGGAAAUGAAGGAGAUGCAAGCACUGCAGGAGAAGUUGAAGAGAAUGCAGCAGGAGGAAAUGCAACAGAGACGUGAGAUUCAAACUUUGUCACAGCAACUUUCAUCCGACCUGCGCUCCUUGGAGAGCGAGAGGCAGACAUUGAUGGAGGAGGAACUCCUUCAAGAGGAGUUUCUGAUGAAAUCACGAGAGACGCUGGAAGAACGAGACCGCGAGCUGGCGGAAAGCAGUGCCUAUUGGGAGGCCGUGCCGUUCCUCUCCAGUGAAACCGCUUGGGUGGAGGACUGGCAGCAGGACCUGCAAAGGCAAAGACGUGAGCUGUCACAGCUGCAAUCAGAGCUGACACCUGGGCUGAGAACCCGGACAAUGGCAGAAGAAGUUGCUGCUCUCAAGGCGUCGGCUGAGAAAGAGCAGCAGACACUUGGUCUGUGGUCGGCGGAACUUCAAAGUCCGAGCCCUUCACAGCCAACGUCUCCACGAGAUGUGGCAAAACUGCUGGCGACCCAUGCGCGUCUCAAAGAAGACCUAGCACGACUCCAAGCACAGGCUGUCGACAUCGAUACGCACCGGGCCCAUCCGAGAGACGACGGUCUCAGCCGUGUGCUGGCGGCCACGGGAGCGCGGACAGUGGAGAACAUGAAGGAGGUGCUGAAACAGAAUUUGCUGCUAAUGCAAGAGCUUCAGGAGACACUCACAGAGAGAAAGCUUCGUUGUGACAAGGAGGCGAAGCUCCGGCGUGCACUGGACCGCCGCCUAGACGAGCUUUCCCGCGCAGGAAAAAAAAACGGUCAAAAUCACCGCGAGUCUCGCGGGCUGAGCGGGGAACGCUCA